Molecule: messenger RNA, 342 nt
Organism: Miscanthus lutarioriparius
Lineage: Eukaryota; Viridiplantae; Streptophyta; Magnoliopsida; Poales; Poaceae
Source: the annotation of a GenBank genome assembly
AUGGCCCAUUACGGCCCUCACAGUGCACUCAAGGUUAAUGGAGUAAAUUUAUCAGAGAUACAAGAGGGUGAAGUCACAGUAACUAAUAUGCACUCUUCAAAUGGUCCUGAUUUCAUUUUGCACAUGACAUUUACACAAAAAACAACAGCUUCUUCUAAAGCCCAUGCACGGUUGAGGUGUGUGUAUUUUCCAAUCAUACAGGGAAAAGAAUCUAUAGAUUCUAUCUUGGAGAAGUUAAGAAUUGAUGGCUUUGAAAUAAAAGAAAAUUUCGACAACUUCUCUCGUGUAUCAAUUGGGAGGCUUGGACGUUUACUUCCUGAUGCUAGAUGGGUACACUAUUGA